Messenger RNA from Prorocentrum cordatum, 1121 nucleotides. The record is from the annotation of a GenBank genome assembly. NCBI's taxonomy places the organism in Eukaryota, Dinophyceae, Prorocentrales, Prorocentraceae.
GUGGCAAGGGGCCCGGGAGCUGCCACGGCACCCGGCGCCGUGGGAGCGCCACGGAGCAGGCGCGACCGCUCCGCCGUCGGGCCCCUGGGGUGCCCCUGCGCGGAUCGAUGCCCCCGCAGCGAGGAUCGGCGCCCGCGAGAUCGGUCGAUCGUGUCUGGGCUGUGGGCGCGGGCGACGCCGUGGCGAUGACGAAGCUGGCCUUCGGCAAGCCGCUCCUCAUCGCCCGCUGCGGGGGCGUGGAGUUCGAGGUAUGCCCGCACAACGUCGCGGGCGCGAUGCUUGCCGAGCCCUUCGCCGGAGCAGCGGAGGGCGAUGGGCAAAGCCCAGCGGUCGAGGUCUUCAUCGGGGACCUCCCGACCAUCCAGGCGUGCGGUGAGGGCACGGGCGAGGCGGUGGUGCAGGAGUAUGGCGAGCGUCCCCCCGUCCCUGUCUUCCCGACGACGGAGGUGGCGACGGCGCAGCGCUUCGAGGGCUUCGAGGCGCCGCUCGCUGUGGCCAAGGGAGUUGGGACCGAGAAGAUCGAUGGGGACCCUGAAUGCCAAGGACGACGUGACGAGGUCGAGACGUGGAUGGAGGUGCCGAUGGUGCUGCGCACUGGCAGGGCGCAGCUCGUGGUGGGCAGCGCGAACAGGUAUAUGCUGGAGUGCGUGAGCAUGGUCGACAUCGACGGCGUGGACCCAGAGAGGGAUUCUGAGCUGGAGGAGCUCGGGGCGACGGUGGAGGUGCCGACGGUGCCGUGCGUCGUCAAAUCGCUGCUCGGAGAGGGCAGCGCUGACGGCAGCACGCUGGUGCUCGGGGCCGGGGUCGACAACUUCGGCGAGGAUUCCGAGCUGGAGUUCGGGAGCGGGGUCGACAUUGACGGCGCGGGCCUCGUGAGGGACUCCGAGCCAGAAAAGUGCGAAACGACGGUGGAUAUGCAGACGGUGGCGCACACCGCCAAGGCGCAGCUCGCAGGGGGGAGCGUGAUUGAAGGCGAGGAGGCCCAGGAAGUCAACCUCCAGCGGCACUUCGACUCCGUGUUCGCGGCCAAUGAGGAAGCCGACUCGCGGGUGGUCGUGGCGCGCGCCGCCCUUCUGGCCCAGUGGCGGCUCGUGACCGACGAGCUGGAGACCAUGCGGGCG